Messenger RNA from Saccostrea cuccullata (small rock oyster), 2177 nucleotides. Its product is annotated as xaa-Pro aminopeptidase 1-like. Bases 176 to 2026 code for a protein of 616 amino acids. Gene Ontology annotation, molecular function: metalloaminopeptidase activity. The transcript is spliced from 22 exons. The record is from RefSeq and is a predicted model, not a curated record. NCBI's taxonomy places the organism in Eukaryota, Metazoa, Mollusca, Bivalvia, Ostreida, Ostreidae.
CCCGAGUUGACUCGAAACCAAAACUAAAAUUAUUGUAACAAUCUGGUAAGAGAAAAACUGGUGAUAUACAGUGACAAAUAAUUUUCUUGAUAAGUAAUCGUAGAUAUAUUUUUGGCACAACUAUAUUUGCGCAUUUUUCUGUCUAUUGAAGUUUCAGUAGAGGUUUUCCGACACAAUGCCUUUGGCACACAAUAGAACAGGACCACUGCUGAAGAAGCUCAGGACAUUGAUGAGUAAUAGGAAGUAUGUACCAGAAAGCAUUCAAGCUUACAUCGUGCCUUCAGGAGAUUCACACCAGAGCGAGUACAUAGCUCCUUGUGACUGUAGAAGAGCAUUCAUCUCAGGAUUCACAGGAUCUGCAGGGACAGCAGUGAUUACGGCAGAAAAGGCAGCUCUAUGGACAGAUGGCAGGUACUUCCUACAGGCAGAAAAACAAUUGGACGAAAACUGGACUCUAAUGAAAGAUGGACAGCCCAGCACUCCCACACAGGCAGACUGGCUAGCUAAGGAACUACCUGUGGGUGGAACAGUAGGUGUGGACCCAUGUCUGAUUUCUGCAGAGGCUUGGAAACCCCUGAAGAAAAGUCUCCAGUCUACCGGUCACAGCAUCAUAGCUGUCCCCUAUAACCUGAUAGAUCUAGUGUGGGAGGAUCAGCCCCCACCCCCAAUGAAUCCACUCCUGACACUCUCAGAAAAAUACACAGGUAUGAGCUGGCCCGAGAAAAUUCAAAAAGUACGAGAGAAAAUGCAGGCCAAAAAAUGUGGGGCAUUGGUUAUCUCAGCUCUGGAUGAAAUAGCAUAUCUGUUUAACCUGCGGGGAUCAGACAUUGAGUACAACCCGGUCUUCUUUGCCUAUGCUGUUGUUACCUUGGAAAACAUAUUUUUAUUUAUAGAUGAACAAAAGCUUGACACUGAAAUCAAGCAUCAUUUGCAGCUGAACGGAGUGAGCAGUGACCUACAGGUCAUGCCCUAUGACAAGGUCGGGGAGGUCAUCAAAACUCUUGUGGACCAGGUCGAGGGUAAAUUCUGGAUCAGUCCCAAAUCUAGCGUAGCUUUGACACACUGUGUUGAUAAAAGUCGAUUGUUUGCCCAGACAUCCCCGGUGGCUGUAAUGAAGGCGGUGAAGAAUGCAAAAGAAAUCCAGGGAAUGAGAACGGCUCAUAUAAAAGAUGCUGUCACACUUUGUGAGCUGUUUUCUUGGUUGGAGAAACAGAUUCCCACCGGAGCAGUGACUGAGGUCUCUGCUGCAGAUAAACUGGAGGAAAUCAAACAGGAACAAGAUGACUUUGUGAGUUUGAGUUUUGCUACCAUAUCAAGUACUGGUCCUAAUGCUGCCAUUAUACACUAUAAACCUACAGAGGAAUCAGACACAGUCCUCAGUACAGACAGUAUUUUCCUGUGUGACUCGGGGGCACAGUACAAAGAUGGUACGACAGAUGUCACAAGGACAAUUCAUUUUGGAGUUCCGUCCAGUCAUGAAAAGGAAUGUUACACAAGAGUUUUAAAAGGACACAUUGGUUUAUCAUCUAUUAUCUUUCCCAAUGAAACAAAAGGUCACAUGUUAGAUACCUUGGCCAGAACAGCAUUAUGGGAAGUGGGUCUGGAUUAUGCUCAUGGAACGGGUCACGGAGUGGGGGCCUUCCUGAAUGUUCAUGAAGGCCCUUGUGGAAUUAGUCCCCGAGUCUCGGCGGCAGAGAUUCCCCUCGAGGCUGGAAUGAUCCUGUCUGACGAGCCCGGUUAUUAUGAGGAUGGAAAGUUUGGUGUUCGUAUAGAAAACCUGGUUCUGGUUGUAAAAGCUGAGACAAAGCAUAAUUUCAGAAACAAGGGAUUCUUAACCUUUGAACCCUUGACCCUUGUACCCAUGCAGCUGAAGAUGAUAGAGCCCUCCUUAUUAACAGAGAAAGAGAUAAGCUGGUUAAAUGACUACCAUACAAUGUGUAGGGAUAUAGUGGGACCUGAACUUAAGAGGCAAGGAAAGAAGGAGGCAUAUGAUUGGAUGAUGAGGGAGACCCAAAGCAUUGGAUAAUACAGAUGUAUGGAUUGGUUAGAUUUGUGAUCUGUCUUUUUAUGCAUUGUGAACAGAUUUUCUACAUUUGACUAGGAACUAGUUAAUUUAUAUCCAACAUUGUCAUUUUGAUUCAUGCUCACUUUCAAUUCAUUUUGUAAAAAUUUCAAAC